Messenger RNA from Monascus purpureus, 947 nucleotides. NCBI's taxonomy places the organism in Eukaryota, Fungi, Ascomycota, Eurotiomycetes, Eurotiales, Aspergillaceae. The record is from the annotation of a GenBank genome assembly.
CCGCUAUGCACGAGAAGCUGACCACAGAAUCAGAGAUUACAAGGCGGAUUGAUGAAGCAAAGCGGAAGAUGGGGAGGGUCAUGCAGAUAGCUGCAUUCUCACUGGCCGAAGUUAACUACGCCGUCGGAGGGGAGAUUGGAUAUCAGGUUCAGGAAUCAGUCAAGCAGGCCAGAUUUCGCGUGCGAGCCAAGCAGGAGAACGUUUCGGGUGUUUUCUUGCCUCAUUUCGAGAGUUAUACUGAGGAGGGCAUUAACGAUUUUGGUCUGACUGGACUUGGAAAGGGUGGUCAGCAGGUACAGCGCUGCCGUGAGACGUAUGCCCGGGCAGUAGAAACCUUGGUGGAGCUUGCAAGUUUACAGACUGCGUUCGUUAUCCUAGAUGAGGUGAUCAAGGUUGUCAACCGACGAGGUACGUUCACAGAAUCAAGAGCCUAGAAAUCCAUUAUUUACUUUAUUGCUAACCUACAUCACAGUAAAUGCCAUGUAAGGAAAUCAGCCAUUAAUAUUUGCCAGGAGGGAGUGUCAAGAUGACUGAUUUGAAACAGUGAACAUGUUAUCAUUCCUCGGACGGAGAAUACCAUCAAAUGUUGGCUCACUUCCCCAUCCUGAUAUUGGCGUCUCAUAAAUGCCUACUAACAUCUUAAAGACAUCAAUUCGGAGCUUGACGAGCUCGACAGAGAGGAGUUCUAUCGACUCAAAAAGGUCUCGAACAAGAAACAAAGAGACAGCGAAGCUUCGAAUGCCGAGAUCCUCGCCCUCAGACAGAAGGAAGCGGACAUGGAGAAGGCCACCACCGCUGAGACUGAGCUGCCAACAGUACCGGACGUCCUCGGAGAACAUGAGGAUGAGGAUGUCAUAUUCUAACACUUUUCGCUUUUCUGGGUUUCUCUGGGUUCUGUAACUAGCGUACUUCAUUAGAUAUUGGCAUUUUUGUAACUCGAUCAGUCA